CAUGGCACGUAGACGCAUGCACGUCGCCGUUCUCGGACAUCAGACUCUGCAAGACGCACGUAGGGAGCCUCGGUGGACUUUUUUUUUUUUUUUUCUGGUGAGAUAAGGCGAGAAAAGCGCAUCAGCAGGCUGAGUCAACAGAUCGAUGACUUUUAUUACGCAAGGUGACGUAGCCCCGCGGUUGCAUAAAUACCAGCGGCGGUGGCGUUACAGGAGCAAACUGGGAGUCUGAAGGCAAGAAGCUGCAGACAAGACAGAAAAAAAAAAAAGUCUUUUUGUGAUUAUUUGACCAAAAUGCAGGCAGUGCGUUCGUGUUCAACAUGUGCCGCCCGGGCCAGCGGACAACUUCUGGGCUCGCCACGAGAGUUUCCCAGAAAGAGAGGACCAGCAGGUGCACAACUGCUCAGCGCUCCAGGCAUCCUCUUCAGUGCCAGAGAGACAGCAAAGCGGAAGUUGGUGCACCAGCAAGCGUGUGCAAGCGCAAGGACGGCGCCUUUGAGUUCGAGCCACCUUGGCGCCGUCUCGUCCUUGCAACAAGCGGAGCAACUGAGUCACGACGCCCUGAUCGGAAGGGCGACGUCGCUGGUCGCCGACGGCACCAGCGCGCUCCUGUCGCAGAGCACCUUCGCCCUGGUCUACGCCCUCCGCGCCUACGCUAAGGCUGUGCACGCCCGCAUCACCCUGCAGAGACGUUUCCUGAUCUCGCUGGGAAAAGUGAGCCCGGCCGAGGAGGACUCGCUCCAGCGGGCCAUCUUGCAACAGAAGGCGCAGGUCGGCCAGCAUCUGGACGAAUGCAAACGCUUCGAGAGCACCUGGCUCAAGGCCGUCGACUUGUGCCAACGGGCGGCGGAAGCGGCGUCCGCGUCUGGGUCGGAGCAGGCGUCCGUCACCUUGAUGGCCAACGUCCGACUGGCGCGCUCGCACGCCCAGCCGGCCCGCGACGCGGCGGCGGCGGCGGACAAGAAGCUGGCCGAGACCAAAGUGGACGAGAUCCAAAGGAUGGCCGAGUACGCCGCCUCCCUGGAGGACGCCGACGAGCUGGAGAUACACGAGGCUUACCUGAGAGAGGACUGAAGAGGACACGCCCCUCAGCUGCGUCCGCAGAGUUGCGAUUCGGAAGCCGCACUCAACGACCGCUCGGCAUUCACAAAUUCACAUGUUCAUUUUAUGUUAUACUU
This is a messenger RNA of Hippocampus comes (tiger tail seahorse), 1178 nucleotides long. Its product is annotated as diablo homolog, mitochondrial-like. The transcript has 6 exons. Gene Ontology annotation, biological process: neuron apoptotic process; intrinsic apoptotic signaling pathway in response to oxidative stress. Gene Ontology annotation, cellular component: mitochondrion. Lineage: Eukaryota; Metazoa; Chordata; Actinopteri; Syngnathiformes; Syngnathidae. The record is from RefSeq and is a predicted model, not a curated record. Bases 295 to 1074 code for a protein of 259 amino acids.